AUAAUAUAAAAUUUUAGCCAAAAUAAAUAGAUGCCUGUUCUGUUCCAGUUUUUUUUUUAAAUUAUUCUAUAUUUAUCUUUUAGGCUGAACAAAGAAAAUAAGUAAUCGGCGGCGGAAAUUUUCCCAAAGAAAACUUUCUAAAUUGAUAUAUAUAAUAGAAAAUUUGCUAAAUCUAAGCCAAUAUAGAGAAUUUCCCGCGAAUAUGCGCGCAUGCUAAUCUUUCUUUGUUUAUUGCACAAAUUUCAAGGACUGGUACAGUAUAUUUGUGAUCAGAAGGGAGUGACGUUGCCUUACAUUGUGUCAUGAUACAAACUACAAUUUAUAAAAUUUCGAGAUCAUGUAGGCGAGUUUUCAAUUUAUUUUAUGGAACGAAUAGGACCGAUUUUACCGUUCUUCUGAUUAUGCAAAGUUGAAAUCUUGGCAAGAGUUACUUUCUUUAUCUUUCUCCCACUAAAUGGACAACAAAGUUGGCCAAAACGAUAAACAAAAUAAUGUGGCAGAGGAAGAGGUAGCUCCACCUCAGAAUAUACAAGAGAACGUGGUUGUAAAGGACCAAAUUGAGGGUGAAAAAGAGGACGGCUCGCCAACAACCUUAACGCAGAAAUACGUUGUUGUAGGUGACACCAACCAGUCGAGCACAACAGAAGCUGAGGGUAGCUCACUUGAGUCACCAAAAACGCAAAAAACUGCGCUGCAGUCAGAUUAUAUACUUACUACACAAUCGACUUCUAAAUCUAUACCUACUACUUCCUCAAAUCCGUAUAGACAUAAUACAAGUGUCUUGAAAUCCGAAAAUUAUAUUUUUUCAGACUCUCAAUCACACACUCAUUACUCAGGCACAGACAUUGAGCAAAAAAACUUUUCAAAAAUUGCCGAAGACGGUACGUUAACUCCAAGACUCACAGAAAUGGAAAAUUCAAGUCCUUCAAUAAGUCCUGGACAACCUAAUACAUUAUCAUCGAAUGUAAGUACUUCCGGAAUAACAGCACCUAAGCGAAUAAUUCGAAUAGACAGAGAUUAUACGAGUGGAGAACUAUGUCAAUUUCAAACAGCUUUUCCUGUAGAAAUUGAUGGACGGAUAACCCCGAGGCGAUUUCAACAAACAAUAAAUACGUUGAAUGACUUGUUGGCAAAGGCUCACAAUCCAAAAUAUAAUUUUUUUGAUAAUUGUCUUGCUUGUCUAACAAUAUACACAUCAACGCUAUGCUUACGACCGCAUUUUGAUCGGAUGAUUGAAGAAAUAUGUAAAUUUCUGGAUAAUGAGAAUAUAUCCUCAUAUAAUUCACAGGGGCUUAAUUUCAGAGAUCCAAGGCGAACUUCAUUUUUAUUUCUUGAACUUGAACUAUACUAAGGAUCUUUUUUCUUUUGUAGUUAUCUUUAUAUUAUAUGUUAUCAAUCUUGUAUAUCAGUAAUGUAAAUUCCUUUAUAGAGUCACCAACAAAAUUCUCGAAUUCGGAUAUCCUACCGUACGAAGUAAAAUAAUAAUAAUAAUAUUAAUGAGAAAAGGAUAUAGGAGUGAAAUUCUUUGUUUCUUACCUUUUUUUUGUACUUAGUUUUUAAUGAACAUUGAUUUAUUUAAAUUCAAAUAAUAAUUUUUCAAAAGAUCUAUUGAAAUAUAAUAAUGUGUUCUAUUAUUAAGUUUUUCUAUAGCAUUUAUUACAUUCUUCCUAGCCUCCCUUUUCCCCUUUGAAAUUCAUUUUAUUUCACAUAUACAUUUCAUUACAUGCCUGCAUCAUAAAAAAAAA
Messenger RNA from Rhizophagus irregularis DAOM 181602=DAOM 197198, 1745 nucleotides. RefSeq lists its product as uncharacterized. Lineage: Eukaryota; Fungi; Glomeromycota; Glomeromycetes; Glomerales; Glomeraceae. The record is from RefSeq and is a predicted model, not a curated record. Gene Ontology annotation, cellular component: endoplasmic reticulum palmitoyltransferase complex. Gene Ontology annotation, biological process: protein targeting to membrane; peptidyl-L-cysteine S-palmitoylation.